Molecule: messenger RNA, 1667 nt
Organism: Hibiscus syriacus
Lineage: Eukaryota; Viridiplantae; Streptophyta; Magnoliopsida; Malvales; Malvaceae
Product: tyrosine-specific transport protein-like
Exons: 2
Coding region: 57-1652 (531 amino acids)
Biological process (GO): amino acid transmembrane transport
Source: RefSeq, a predicted model, not a curated record
AACUACUCAAGAAUCUCCAUUGAAGAUUCCAUUGUCCCCAAAAUUUUCUUCCCAACAUGUUACUUUCUCACCAUCCAUCCAUUUUCAAUUCGCUAUUGAAGUCAAGAUUUAAGCUUCAGUAUCCCAACACUCACCCUCACAGGCUAUCCACAGCAGCAUUCAAUACCAAGCCUUUUACAUCACCCUCCAAGAAUCACCAGCCGCUUCUUAAACGUACACUCCAAAGUUCGGCACUGCCUCUUGUUUCACUUGAUGACGAGGGACACACUGUUGAAACACUGAAGAAUCAGCUACCAGAAGGAUCCCAACAACAAGACAAGGACAAGAGCUUCUGGGGUGCUGUUAGUUUGAUUGUUGGUACAGCUGUAGGGCCUGGAAUGUUGGGUUUACCGGCUGCAACGAUGAAAUCAGGUCCACUUCCAUCAACCAUUGCCAUUGUUCUGUCUUGGGUUUAUGUUAUUUCGUCCAUCCUUCUUGUUGCAGAGUUGAGUUUUGCAGUGAUGGAGGAAGAUGGGGUUGAAGAAGUGAGCUUUACUGGUCUUGCAACAAAGGCAUUAGGGGGUCAUUUUGGUGCUUUUGUUGCGGUCAUUUAUGCCUCCCUUAGUUUUGCUUUGUUAGUGGCUUGUGUUUCGGGCAUUGGUUCACUAGCGUGCCAAUGGUUUCCCUCGAUGAAUUUGGUAUUGGCUCAUGCCUUGUUUCCACUAGCUGUUGGGACUGUCAUUAUGUUCUUUCCAUUCAAGGCCAUUGAUGUUUCCAACAGGCUUUUAUGCUUCCUCAUGCUGUUCUCGAUAACCGCUUUGGUGACAAUCGGUUUAUCAGUGACCAGAGCAAAUGUGUUAGGCUCCUUUGCUCAUGCCUCAUGGAGUCUAUCAAGAAUCUUGCCUGCAAUUCCUGUUACUGUACUCACAUUAGGAUUCCAUGUUAUCACUCCUUUUAUUUGCAAGAUUGCUGGAAAUUCAGUGUCCGAGGCUCGAAAAGCAAUACUGAUCGGAGGGGCUGUUCCGUUAGCUAUGGUUCUAUCGUGGAAUUUGAUUGUUUUAGGACUGGCUGGAAAUACCUCGCCGAAAGACCCUAUAUCCCUCCUACUUUCAGUGAAUCCUUCUGCUUUAUCCGCUGUUCAAGGAUUUGCAUUCUCUGCGUUGGCAACUAGCCUGAUAGGAUAUGCUGUAAGCUUCCCUAAGCAACUUCUUGAUACCUUGGAAUUGAUUCUAGGGAAAGCAAGGUUGGCAAAGCAAAUGCCUACUCGGUCUCAGUUGGUCUCUAAUGGUUCCGGGCGAGUUGGUUUUGUGAUUUAUUCAACUCAGCAUGAAAGCCGGAAUUUUGGGAAAGCUUCAUUUGGAUCAAACAACAUUGCUGGUUCAGAAAAUGUACGUCUGUUAAGAAAAAACGACCUUAAAUCAUUCGAAAUAUUUGUAAUACCACUAGUGCUCGCUGCUCCGGUUCUUAUAGCUUCCUUCUUCCGUUCAACGUUUUCGAGAGCCCUUGAUUUUGCCGGGGUUUACGCAAACUGCUUCCUCUUUGGCAUCCUUCCCCCUGCAAUGGCAUACAUACAGAAGUCAAGGAAGAAGCUCAGGUCAUCAAUCCUCCCGGGAGGAGAUGCCGCACUUGCACUACUCUUCGGCAUCGCAGUCGUUUUGGGGAUAUGGCAUUAGAUGACCAACAGGUAG